Messenger RNA from Komagataella phaffii GS115, 618 nucleotides. RefSeq names its product C-8 sterol isomerase. The record is from RefSeq and is a predicted model, not a curated record. The transcript is spliced from 2 exons. Gene Ontology annotation, cellular component: endoplasmic reticulum. Gene Ontology annotation, biological process: ergosterol biosynthetic process. Bases 1 to 618 code for a protein of 205 amino acids. NCBI's taxonomy places the organism in Eukaryota, Fungi, Ascomycota, Pichiomycetes, Pichiales, Pichiaceae.
AUGAACUUAUAUAAGUGGUUUUUCUCUUUGGCCCUCGUCUAUGCAUUCCUGGAGAUUUCUUUCCGAACAUGGCUCCCAAAUAACUACGUGUUUGACAAGAAAUUGCUUCAAACGUUGAGUCAGGAAGCUCUUGCCCGUCAUCCAGAUGGAAAUGCAACUAACAUCUUAAUUGACCUUGCGGGCACGAUCAAAGAAGAAUACGGUGAUAUUAUCAAUGAUCUAAAUUUCGAAGAAUGGGUCUACAACAACGCUGGAGGUGCUAUGGGAACUAUGUUUAUCUUGCAUGCCUCCAUCUCUGAGUAUCUUAUUUUCUUCGGAACUGCCAUAGGAACAGAAGGGCACACUGGUGUUCAUUACGCCGAUGACUAUUUUACCAUUUUAAAGCCAGAGGUAUAUCUCCCUGGUUCUCAGCAUCAUCUCCCCAAAGGGCAUGUCAAGCAAUACGCAAUGCCUAGCGAGAGCUGGGCCUUGGAACUUGCUCAAGGCUGGAUUCCUGCCAUGCUUCCAUUUGGAUUCUUAGACACCAUUUCCUCCACCUUGGAUCUAAACACUUUUAUGUGGACUGCAUACUAUACUGCUAGGGACAUGGGAAAGAACUUGGCUAAGGGUAAAUUUUAG